Molecule: messenger RNA, 2406 nt
Organism: Closterium sp. Naga37s-1
Lineage: Eukaryota; Viridiplantae; Streptophyta; Zygnematophyceae; Desmidiales; Closteriaceae
Source: the annotation of a GenBank genome assembly
AUGGCAAGAAGUGGCGGUGCGCCCGCGAGGUGGGUUCCUCUACCUGCUUCGUAUUCCCGGAUAAUGCCUUCCCUCUUCUCUUAUUGCCUCCUUGCACUGCGUUCAUGUCUAUUUGUGUUCCUGAAUGUUCCCGUGCCAAGUGCUUUAACAUUCCCCUUUUUUUUGCCAUUUCCCGUCCUGCCCUCGCUCCAUCAUGCCCACGCGCCCACGCGCUCGCGCGCACAGGUGGUGACGGAGCAGAAGUACUGCGAGCGCCACUUGCACCGCGGGCGCAACCGAGCGCGCAAGCUCAACGACAAGGCCACGCCCGGAACCUCCCUCGUGGCUGACGACGGGGAGACCACCCCCACAGCCACCACCGCGACCACUGCGACCAUGGGCACUGGUGCCGCGGAUGGAUGUCUCACGAGCGAUGGAGUGAGGGCUAUGGAGUCUGUGGAAGAUGGACGGGGCGCCAGCGCUGGUGGAAUGGGGAUUAGUGGUGGGGCUGGCGGGGUUGUCGAUAGGACAGGCAGUCCGUCGAGUGGCAAUAGCGGUGGAGAUGCUGUGGCUGCGGAGUGUGCAACAGGAAGGGAGAAUGAUGCGUGUGGACGGGGUGCGGGAGGGCGCGUGGGAGGGGGUGGUGGUGCUGAGAAGAGUGGGGCAACGGACGAGGGGAAUGGUGAGCCGUGUCAGGGGGUGGUAGCGGCGCCAGCCUCUGCUGCUGGUGCGGCUUCUGAGCCUGCAGGUGUCGUCUGUGUGCCUGCAGCUGUGGUGUGUGUGUCCACCACAGAUGUGAUUUCCCCAGUGCCUUUGCCCACAGGAGUGGUGUCUGUGGUGUCUACACCCACAGGGGCAGUGGCAGGCGGACACCCUCCUCCUCUUGCUCUCCCACCCCCUGCUCAUGCUUUGGAGGGCCGCGCUCAGCAGGUGCCACAGCAGCACCAGCAGGAGCAGCAGCAGCAAAGGUUGCCUGCUGGUUCCCCUCUGGCUGGGUCCCUGCCUGGAGUCGUUUCCGUGGUACAGCCAAGCCCAAAACUAACCCAAUCUGGAAGUUUCACGCAACCCAACACUCUCGCUUCUCCGCCUGCUGUCGUUGCUGCCAUUGCUGGUGCAUCGCCACAGCAACAGAAAUUGGGGAGCAUGCAGGGAUCCAUCAAGACUAGUGGAUCGACUGUGCAUGAUAGUGCUGCUGCUACGCUCAUGAAAGGUGACAAGCCCAUAGGCGCUGCUCCAAUGGACGUGGAUGCUCAGAAGCAAGGGAGCCAGGUUGUUGCCAAUGGAGUGCUUGUUUCGCAGGCAAGAUCCGAUGCAGGUGCACGAAAGGAGGUGGAAGGGCCGACGGGUGUCAGUGGGAGCUGUAACGAGGAGGUUGUUAUUGUUGAUGGGAAGGACGCCUGCCGGUUGGUGCCUGGCGAGGGAGCGAAGAUGGGCCGACUGACUCAAAUGUGUUCCAGAGCAUCGCCAAAUGUGAAGAAGCGGCUGUCAGCGGAGAGAUGGGAGGCGUGUCAAGACGAGUUCGGCCGAGUGUGGGCCAUUGAUGCUGCGCUCAAGCACAUACAGCGUGGGGGCGUGGAACCCAGCAUCCGAGGCGAGGUGUGGCCGUUCCUCCUGGGGCUCUACUCGCCCAACAGCACCCAUGAGGAGCGGGACGCCAUGAGGGAAGCACGACGUGAUUUCUACGCGAGGUUGAAGCAGGAGUGCAACGAGGUGGACCCAGUGGUGGGCAGUGGCGUGGUGGUGGACUUCCCCCGCGUGCUCGAGGACGGCUCAGACGUCCCCCUCCCCUCCUACUAUAACGGACCCCACAUUGACGACCCUUCUUCCACACACGCCGCCUCUGCUGCUGCUGCUGGUCUAGAUUUGAAUGGAGGAGGGGAGGGAGGUGGAGCAGCAGGGAGGGGCGGUGGAGAGGGGCAGAGUGCGGUGCUUCUGACGGAGCGGGAGAGGCUGGUGGGGCGGGUGGGGGAGGAGCGGGUGCGCAAGUGGCGGCUGGGGCUGCAUCAGAUAGGAGUGGACGUGCAGAGGGCGGAUCGCACGCUCGUGUUCUAUGAGGAGGAGGGCAACCGGUCGCGCCUCAUGGAGGUGCUGGCGGUCUACUCGUGGUUCGACCCCGAUGUUGGGUACUGCCAAGGCAUGAGCGACCUCAUGUCGCCCUUCAUCGUCACAUUCCCCAACAACGCCGAUGCCUUCUGGUGCUUCGAACGCCUCCUGCGCCCCAUCAGGAGCGACUUCAUGGGCACGUCAGCCAGCAUAGGCGUGCAGAAGGAAAUCGACAAUCUCAAGAAUAUCACCCGUGUGCUCGACCCCGAGCUCUUCGCUCAUUUAGACGAGAUAGGAGCGGGUUCCAUGUUCUUCACAGUGCGACCCAUCAUGGCCAUGUUCCGCCGGGAGCUCUCCUUUGCUGACUCCAUCUACUUCUGGGAG